CGACGCUGUGCUGACGAGUUGCAAAUGGCGUCUUGUGAGGCAAUAUGAACGAGCGUGUUCUGUCUAGUAACGCGUACGGACCUCGUCCGGGCGCGGUGCCUUGUGGCCCAGCCUGACGGCAAAUUUUAUUCUUUUCUUCUUUUCGAAGUGUGUGCUUUCGAUUGAUUAGUGUUUUUAUACUUUUGUUCUUUUAUUACGAUUGUCCUUAUUUUUAUCCUUCUCCUACUCAAUUUCCUUGUUUUUUUGCUGUUGUGUUGUUGUUGUUGUUGUUGUGGUGGUUAUUAUCAGCGAAAAGAAGCGCAAUUAAUAAAAGUGCUACAACAGGAGAGCGUUGAUAAAAAAAGAAAGGAGACACUUGGCAUGCAGAGUCGACGAGGAUCAAAACUAUCGUUUAAUUGAAGGAGCCACGCGACGGGAGUCGAAACUAAUCUCAACGAUAGAAAGCUGAAGAAGAGGAGGGAAGUCAAAUGGUAGACGUGGUGACUCGAGCGGAUCGGAGAGGAAGGAUAUGCAAGCCGGAUUGAUCUGCAGAAAGCCCUUGGCGAUGAUGACGUCGAGCCAAAGUAGUUUCUUCGAUCGAUCCGAAGGAGGAAAGGGGGAGAUCGGUAACAAUAAAAGAAGAAACGCGGGACGAGAUUCCCGAGAGACGAUACAUUCUGGCCACUUUAUGGUUUCCGAUUUCGAAGCGGAAGCGCAGGACGAUGAGGACGAACUCGCCGUUCCUGUUCCUGACGAGGAAAACACCAAAUUGGCAAUUAUGACACCGACCAAUUCUUCUUUAGAAAAGUUCAUAGGAGGCACCUACAAUUAUAAACCCAAUUCUCAACAACUCAGCAUUGAAACGUCCUUAAACAAGCUCUUUCAAUGCAUGUCCUUGGCCUACAGACAGAAGCUGACGUCUCCCAAGUGGAAUCGCUUCAAAGGGAUCAGACUGAGGUGGAAAGACAAGAUCAGAUUGAACAACGUUAUCUGGAGAUGUUGGCAUAUGCAAUUUAUACUGAAGCAGAACACGUUGGUGUGCCAAUUUGCAUCGCCUCUUGACGUCGACACUCAUAAUAAGCCGGAGGCAGUAGUCUUGGAAGGCAAAUACUGGAAAAGAAAACUUGCUGCUGUUACCGCAGAAUACAAAAAAUGGCGUAUGUUCUACAGAAACAAAAUUCUUGGUUGGACGAACAAGGAUGGUACGGAGACGAUGGAAUCGAUGGACACGCUAGAUUGGAGCAACGGCAUGGAAACAUCGGAACAUUUUGGUGCGAGUAUGGCGAACGCGUAUGGAGGAACUGGGGGAGCUCAUGGCGGAGAGAGUAUGAUGGUUGAUGAAGAUUAUAUGGAGCUUAUGACCGAUACGCUAUUUUCCACAAUUAGCUCCAAUCAGCCUAUAUACUUUCCAGAUCCCAGAGAAAUCGCGCGCGGAGCUAGCCUUGCAGAUUUCAUUCAACCAAGUUUAGGACCACUCCAACCGAAUCUCGACGAUUUUAUGGACACUCUAGAACCAUUACAAGAAUUUUUAAACUCAAAGUUACCUCCUGUACCAGAAGAAGAGGAUAUGUUCCGAGGUGGUACCUUAAACACCAAUUAUCCUGAUCUCGAUCUGAUGACGCCGAUCAAUCAGAUGAACGAACUAAACGAAGAGGUAACGUCCAAGGAUGAAAGAUCAACGACAGCCUUGUCUGAAGAACAGGGAAACAGCUUGCAGAAUCUUCAUUAUACCGGAAAAAUAUAUAACCAGUCUGAAGCGGAGUCUAGCAGCGUUUACAGGAAUGACAUGGACAUAGAGAUGAAUUACAGAGCCGUGGAAGAAAAUUUCGUCGAGAGGUCGACGGCGACACCUACGACUACGGCAGCGAUGAGGACAACGGGAGGAACGACGACGACGACAUCGUCGUCGUCAUCGUCAUCGUCGCCAUCGUCGUCGUCGUCGUCGUCGUCUUCCUCGGCGUCAACGAAGAAUAAUGGUGGUGGUCAGUCGACGCGAGAAAAAACUCGACAAGAGAAUCGUCGAUCCGGUAGAACCAAUCGCGUGAUACAGCAGACGCACCAACAACGAGUGGACGCAUAUCGACAGGUUGUCCAAGCCGUUCCAAAUGUUCAAACGGUUCAACGAAAUUCGUGCUACGAGCAUCAGCAGCAGCAGCAACAGUCGAGCCAACAAUCAUAUGCCAUGGAAGUCCAAACAGCGGUGCAAUUGGCUCCUAUCGACAAUCAAAUGCAAAUUGCGACAUUGGACGAUCAACCCGUUAAUGCAACGCAGAUCUCCUCGAUAGCCGAUGUGCAAAAUAUAAUAAAUGCCCAGCAAAACUUUGCGCAAACCAAUGCGACAUUGCCCGCUGUGCAGCAGCGUGCUAUAAGAUCCUUACCACCGAUCCCUUCGAUGUCUUCGAAGCCUUACAAAAUCGUCCCACCGCUGCCCAACGCUUGUUACAAACUACCAAACUUUAAUACUCAACAACAAUGUAAAUACACCGGCAAUAAUUUUAAGACGCAUCCCGCGCAACAAGUCGUAUCUGUUCCAACGCAACAACCAACGCAAUCGCCGAUAUUAUUACAGUGUAGAUCUUCCGGCUUAGAUCUUACCCUGCAACCGACUAAAUUAGUAACACAAUCAAUCGUAACUACGUCGGAAAAAGAAGUAUUUGCAGUGCCUAAGUACCAAAUGAAAGCGCGAAACAGAUCUAGAAGCAGUUCCUCUUUGAUACCGCCGAGGAUGAACCCAUUGCCCUUAGCAUCUGCAGUAAGCGAUCCUGCUCUAAAUUUAAAUAACAAUGUCCUACUAGCGCAACUUCUUACAAACAAUACAUCCAAUAUAUGUACAAUGAACGCAUCAACCGAAAAAAUAAUACCAACGACGAAUCAAUCUAAUAACGUUAAACACAUACUACCUAUUUUACCACCAACUGCUUCGGUCACUCAAGUAACUACCGGUCAUCAUAUUGAAACGCCAGUCACGGUUCAAGCGAUACAAUCUUCUUCUAUCCAAGCAUCGCAGCACCAACAGGGAAUACAAUCGAAUUGUGGUCAACAACAGAUUCUCUUGAACACAAAUAAUCAAACUCAUCCAUCGCAAAAUAGUCCUAGCUCGCCCAAGGAUCAUUCUAAUGCACCUAGUUCUCCUCAAGCCUUGAGUCUAAGUCCCCUUCACAGUCCAUUGAGUAUCGGUAGUCCCUUAUCGCCUCCGCGAAAUUACAUUAAAGGAGAUUCGGAACGAGGACAAUACAAGGAACAAAGAAGAGUCGGACAUAUUCAUGCCGAGCAAAAACGCAGAUACAACAUUAAGAAUGGCUUUGAUAUGCUUCACAGUUUAAUACCGCAGCUUAAUCAGAAUCCUAAUGCAAAAUUAGCUAAAGCUGCCAUGUUACAAAAAGGAGCAGAUUACAUUAAACAAUUAAGGGCAGAAAGGAAUCAGCUUAAAGAGGAGAUGGAUAGUUUGAGACAUCAAAUCGAGUGCCUUAAUACUUCUAUUAGUAAUUGUCAAUCUAUGCUUCCUGCAACGGGUGCUCCAGUCUCUAGGCAUAGAACUAAUAAGAUGAAAGAAAUGUUUGACGAGUACGUGCGUAACCGUACUAGAGAAAAUUGGAAAUUUUGGAUCUUUAGCAUUUUGCUAGAACCUUUAAUGCUCUCCUUCAAUACUUCGGUAUCAACGGCUAGCGUCGAAGACUUAUACAGAAGCACGGUACUAUGGGUCGAGCAACAUUGUUCGCUCGUCGAUCUCAGACCAGCUGUUCUGAACUCCUUAAGGUAUCUGUGUACUGCCACUGAUAUUCUGUCAGAUCCGGCUCGCUUACCCGAAGAAGCACUUGCAGCGGUUAAUCGAACGGAAAGACGACGAUCUGCGCAGUGACGACCAAUUUUAAACUACAGAUCUCUUGGAAAAAUAUAUGCGCAAACUAAUUUCAGACGCAUAAACAUCGUAGAAAUUGAAACUUACCUUGUCUAGUAAGGUUUAUCUCUUAUCAAUCUUUCAAAAUGAUUAUAAAAAUAUUACAUAUUUUGAUCCAACCUUUUCAAGCAUAACUCCUACAUCCAAUCUAGGAUCUUAUAUCUAUAUCUUAUCAAAUCCUAAUGGCAAAAAGAAAAAUGAACAUAUUUUUAAUGAAAAACAAUGAAAAGAAUCAAUUAUGAAAAGAACGUAGCGUCCUAUUUUGACUAUGAGUAAAACAAUUUGCAUAAGCCCUUUUUUUCGCAUUCGCUUCGUUUUAAAAUUUCUUCAGCCCCUCUCUUUACUCGUUCUCCUUACCAGGGUUUGAUUUUACCUAAUUUCAUCACUAAUUGUCGCUCUUCUCAAAGUUAUUCCAAAAAUGGAUCCACUUAGAAACUAAUCGAUCGCUAAACUUGUUUAAUUAAAGCAUAUACAUAAAAAAAAUAUUUAAUUCUAAGCGAUCAUUCCAUGCAGAUAUUCUAAAUACAAACUAAAUUAACAUCUUAAUGAUUUGAACUCUAUUCUGUCAAUUCUGUGAUAUUGCUAAUAACGUACUACCGUAAAUACAUUCUUAAAAGCAUGUUUUUUUUUAAUUUACAUUCGUAUAACUAUAAUACACCACCAAUUUUGUCAUUUCACACGAUUUAUUUCAAUUUCUUAUACAUUCAUAUAAACUAAUGACAACACCCUUCAAAGAAGCUAUAGUCGCUACGUUCCUUAUAUUAAACGUAUUUUUUGUAAUAUUAAUAAAGAAAAGUUUUUAUAUAUAAUUAUCAAACACUUACCAUUAAACUCACGAGAAAUGGUAAGUAGGUAAUAUUAAAUACGAAUUUUGUCUUACAGUCUAAAUACAUUUAUUUGAAAAUGUUCGAUGCUGUAUACGACGAAGAAAUUUCAAAUGCACACACAAUCUCUCGCUUAUAUUUUCCUUGCCCUAUGGUAAUAUUUAAAAAUUUGCCUACUAUAUAAAGUCUUGCAUACUGCAUUGGUACAUACAAUUUUCAAUAUCAAUUUCAUAUACGUUCAAAUUUAUAUUCAAACUUAUUCAUGAAAUGCAAUUAUUACUUCGCAUACUUUAAUAUUUUUUUAUUUUAACCCUUAUCGGGGACGUCUUUGGUACGUCUUCAUUGACAACGGUAUUUUGGCGUUUUAUGGAACCUAAUGAGAAUCGUAUUAAAAAAAGAUGACGACCAAUAAGGGUUAAAGGUAUUUCUUCAAUGCAUCUUUCAGUGUCAUCUUUUAAGAUUUAUUUAUUUUACUUGAUUUUUUAAUUAUGUCAUACUAACUUUAACAGGAAAAAAAGGUUCAUUUCGACGC
Molecule: messenger RNA, 5233 nt
Organism: Polistes dominula (European paper wasp)
Lineage: Eukaryota; Metazoa; Arthropoda; Insecta; Hymenoptera; Vespidae
Gene: Mondo
Product: MLX interacting protein mondo
Biological process (GO): regulation of transcription by RNA polymerase II
Cellular component (GO): nucleus
Molecular function (GO): protein dimerization activity; DNA-binding transcription factor activity, RNA polymerase II-specific; RNA polymerase II cis-regulatory region sequence-specific DNA binding
Source: RefSeq, a predicted model, not a curated record